Molecule: messenger RNA, 828 nt
Organism: Coffea arabica (coffee)
Lineage: Eukaryota; Viridiplantae; Streptophyta; Magnoliopsida; Gentianales; Rubiaceae
Molecular function (GO): fatty acyl-CoA hydrolase activity
Source: RefSeq, a predicted model, not a curated record
AAAUACAUAAAAAUGUAACAUUAAUUACCGAGAAAUCGGGGGUUUUGGUACUUGAUACACAAAGAUCACAAAAAAAUGGAUUUGAAGUUAGUAAAGAAUUCCCUCGAAAAACAAAACGAAGAAGAUGAUAAGGAAAAUGGUAAUCAGUCAACGCUUGAAUCCUUGCCUCACAGAUUCUUCGAGCCUUUCAUCAUGCAAGGAAUCAAGUUGGACAUUCUUGAACCUGGUCGCCUUAUUUGCUCUCUCACUGUUCCUCCUCGUCUUGUGAGCAAAGAUGAAAAUUCAAUGCAUUAUGGAGCCAUAGCAACCCUGGUUGAUUGGGUGGGAGCUUCUGUUGUUUAUACAAUGGGAGCUUCGGCAAGUGGGGUAUCAGUGGAGAUCAACGUUUCUUACUACGACACUGCUUAUGUUGGUGAAGAAAUUGACAUAGAUGCUAAAGCAUUACUAGUUGGAAUGGUAAUUGGUAUUGUUAAUGUCGAGUUGAGGAAGAAAAAGACCGGCAAACUAAUAGCUCGAGGACGACAGACAAUGUACAUGGCUGUGCCCAGUAAACUAUGAAUUGCUUUUCCAUCUUCCCCAAAAAAACUCUGCAGAUAGAGCAACAGAUAACAGGAGCAAGAUGAGAAAGAUGCUGCUUAUGUUUGCUCUUAGAGGUGCUGAACACUUCUUUCAUGAUAGUUCUGAACCCUUUUAUAGGUUACAAUAUCAUUUAAAGGAAUUAUAACUAUAAAUAUUCAAUAAUUUUUUAGAACAAAUUUGCCAACAAAUUAUUGAAUUCAAUUCCACUUGAUUAUAUUGAAAAAUUUUUAAUGCCAUUGAAGUUGUUUC